AUCUUGAAAUCACAGUAUGUAUAGAUAUUAGACUAGGCCAAAAAAAUCGACUAUUUUCACUCCUUCGAAAGUUAUUCAGGUUAUUUAAGUCGUUUUGACUCAACUUCAACCUUAUCUUCUAGUAUAAAAAAAGUUUGUCUAUUCAAUUCUUCUUUAGGCACAUAAAGGAUCAAUUAAAAAAUUAUGCGCGUCAUAUAAAUCACGUCACAUAUUUUCUAUAGCAGACGACAGGUGUGUAAAAGCAUGGAGAAUUUUUCCUGAUAUUAUUGAACCCUUAGCAUUAAAUUACUGUAUUUAUUUAACUACUCCAGUAAUUAAUAUCGCAUCCGUAGGGUGAGUGUCGGAAAAAUUAAAUUACAUAAUUGAUAAACUUUUAAUUAAUUUACAUAAAAGAUUUUCAGUUUGUGUAAUUAUUAGUAGCAGUGCGAGGCAUCAACUUUUAAUGUAUGAUAUAAAAAAUAAAAGUAAUUAAUUUGAGGUUCUAAUAGUUAAUAUGAGGUAAUAUUUUGUAAAAAUAAAUAAUUUUUUUAGAUAAGUAUCAACAUAAUCAAUCAAAAGAUCACGAUAAGCAGAUUCUUGAUAUUUCUACACUUGAAUCUUUACUAAUUUGCGUGACAUCUUCGGAAGAUUUCACUUUACGCGUAUGGAAUCAACAGAACGAUCUUCUGAAAAUAAUUGAAAUAAAUUUAAGUGCAAGACAACUUACAUUUUCUUCAUUAAAAGGAGACAUUAUUUUUAGUUGCGGCAAACAUUUGUAUCUUCUGCCUUAUGAAAAUUAUUUACCAGAGCGGUAUAAAAUUGAAAUCGAAAUGAAAAAUAUUUGUGAAGAAAAAGAGGAAGGUUUAAUAGCAAGAGAUAAAGAUGAUGAUGAGUACAUUGAAUACGAAGAGGAUGAAAUUAAAAGCAGAGCUUUGCAUCCGGUUAGCAGUGUGCCUUUAUGUUCUUUGGACCCUUCAUCAGACAUUCCACGUCUUGGGACAUUUUUAAAACAACAAGAACUUAUGCAUUUUAAAUCACGUGACCGGGACAUAAAGGCAAUCGAGCAAGGCACUGCUGAGCUUUCUGAAAGACGUAAGAAAAUGAAAAAGAAAAAAGCUCUCAUUAAUUACGACGAGUGGAGCAAAUAUGUUGAUGAUCUAGCUAAAGAUAUUGACAGUAAAAAUAAAAAUAAAAACAAUUUUUCGUAUGAUUUUUUUCAACAAAGGCGUAGAGUUUUAGAAAAAUCUUCAAACGCUUCGGAUUUAAUGGAAUUUAAUUACGAAUGGUUUAAAAAAACUAUUCCUAAUUCUCUGGUAUCAGAAAAAUUAAAGGAAGAUAACAAAGAACCUGAACCUCCAACAGAAAAAAAGACACAUAAAUAUAAAUAUCCAGAGGUUUGUUAUAAAAUAUAUUCGAGGUGAAUAGUUCGAACUUACAAAUUAUUUGUAUCGAAUCGAAUCGAAUCGAACUAUUCUAUUCAAACUUAAAAUCGAAUAAUUCAAACCCAGGUAGCACACUUGCCUUUGUGACAUCUAUAAGAUGUCAGUUUUCAGGCAACUUUCUGACUUGUCGAUAAGGCAUCAAUAUGUUGACAAACGAUCAGAAAUUUAUGUCACCGAAAAAAUACCUACUUAAAAGA
Molecule: messenger RNA, 1618 nt
Organism: Microplitis demolitor
Lineage: Eukaryota; Metazoa; Arthropoda; Insecta; Hymenoptera; Braconidae
Exons: 3
Coding region: 810-1400 (196 amino acids)
Source: RefSeq, a predicted model, not a curated record